AUUGUGGGAUUAGUGAUAUGCUUUCCUGAAGAAACAGAAAGCCAAAGAUGUCUAGACACCAGUCACUGGCCUUGACAGUGACUACCGUUUUGGGCGUGGUUAUAGGGGGCUUUGUCUUGUGGAAAGGCAUUCAGCGCCGAAGGAACAGAACGAGCUGUGUGCCCCAGCAGCAGCAGAAAGAGCCGGGAGGCAGAGAGCUGCCCCCGUCAGAAGAUGUCCAGCUGCACUCUAGUGCCCCCAAAGCUUCAUGGGAAGAGAGGAUCCUCAAAGCCAAUGUGGUGAUUGUGUCUCAGGUGGAGGAGUGGGAUCAAAUUGAGCCUUUGCUCAGAAGCGAGUUAGGAGAUUUCCCAGUGCUUGGAAUCGACUGUGAGUGGGUGAAUUUGGAAGGCAGAGUCAGUCCUCUCUCACUCCUCCAGAUGGCCUCUCCAAGUGGCCUCUGUGUCUUAGUUCGCUUGCCCUUGCUGGUCCGUGCAGGAAAAACAAUCCCAAGAACAUUACUGGACAUCUUAGCUGAUGGCACAGUUUUGAAAGUUGGAGUGGGGUGUUCAGAAGAUGCCAGCAAGCUCUUACAGGAUUAUGGCCUUGUUGUUAAGGGCUGUCUGGAUCUCCGGUACCUGGCCAUGCAGCAGAGAGACAAUUUGCUCUGUAACGGGCUGAGCCUGAAAUCACUCGCUGAGACCAUUUUGAACUUUCCUCUUGACAAGUCCCUUCUACUUCGUUGCAGCAACUGGGAUGCGGAGAAUCUUACAGAAGACCAGGUAAUUUAUGCUGCCAGGGAUGCCCAGAUUUCAGUGGCUCUCUUUCUUCAUCUUCUUGGAUACCCUUUCUAUAGGAAUUCAACUCUAGAAGAAAACAGUGGCCACACUGGCUGGAGAAAAGUCCUCGAGAAAUGUCAGGAUGUGGUAGACAUCCCGUUCAGAAGCAAAGGAAUUUUCAGAUUGGGAGAAGAAGUUAAUGGGGAAACAACAGAGUCUCAUCAGAAGUCAAAGAAUAAGAAGUCUAAGAUCAAUGGAGUGGUGCCCGGCAGCCAACAAAGGAGAGACCCCAGAAAACAUAAAAGAAAGCCCCUGGGAGUGGGUUAUUCAGCCAGAAAAUCCCCCCUCUAUGAUAACUGCUUUCUCCAUGCUCCUGACGGACAGCCCCUCUGCACUUGUGAUCGAAGAAAAGCUCAGUGGUACCUGGAUAAAGGCAUUGGAGAGCUGGUGAGUGAAGAGCCUUUUGUGGUCAAGCUACGGUUUGAACCUGCAGGAAGACCUGACUCCCCAGGAGACUAUUACUUGAUGGUUAAAGAGAACCUGUGUGUGGUAUGUGGCAAGAGAGACUCCUACAUCCGAAAGAACGUGAUCCCACAUGAGUACCGGAAGCACUUCCCCAUUGAGAUGAAGGACCACAACUCCCAUGAUGUGCUGCUGCUCUGCACCUCCUGCCACGCCAUCUCAAACUACUAUGACAACCAUUUGAAGCAACAGCUGGCCAAGGAGUUCCGGGCCCCCAUCGGCUCUGAGGAGGGCUUGCGCCUGCUGGAAGAUCCUGAUCGCCGGCAGGUCCGCUCCGGGGCCAGGGCCCUGCUCAACGCAGAGAGCCUGCCUGCUCAUAGGAAGGAGGAGCUGCUGCAGGCACUCAGAGAGUUCUAUAACACAGACACAGUUACAGACGAGAUGCUUCAGGAGGCUGCCAGCCUCGAGACCAGGAUUUCCAAUGAAAACUACGUUCCCCACGGGCUGAAGGUGGUGCAGUGCCACUCUGAGGGUGGGCUGCGCUCCCUCAUGCAGCUGGAGAGCCGGUGGCGCCAGCAUUUCCUGGAUACCAUGCAGCCCAAGCACCUGCCCCAGCAAUGGUCAGUGGACCACAACCAUCAGAAGCUGCUCCGGAAAUACGGGGAAGACCUGCCCAUCAAACUGUCGUGAUAGCUGCUUCCCUCCCAGGGUAGGACAGGGGUAGCUGGACCCACAGUUACAGAGUCACCUCUUCUAUUUUAAUAUGCCAUUAAUUGUCAAAGCCUCGGUGACACAUCUCAGAACUAACUCAGAGUAACCCCAGGAUGCCUCUGGUGGAACAAGGCUUUAUUUUAAGGGGAAAUUUGGUUUUGAAUUUUAAUUGGGCAGGAUCAGUUUUCUCUUUUCUCUCAUUUCAUUUUUUGGGGUAAGGAACACUUUGACCCUUUAUGUUUUCUCU
Molecule: messenger RNA, 2175 nt
Organism: Elephantulus edwardii (Cape elephant shrew)
Lineage: Eukaryota; Metazoa; Chordata; Mammalia; Macroscelidea; Macroscelididae
Gene: EXD2
Product: exonuclease 3'-5' domain containing 2
Exons: 8
Coding region: 48-1907 (619 amino acids)
Biological process (GO): nucleobase-containing compound metabolic process
Cellular component (GO): cytoplasm; nucleus
Molecular function (GO): 3'-5' exonuclease activity; nucleic acid binding
Source: RefSeq, a predicted model, not a curated record